AUGAACCCUCCCUCAGCUUCUAGCGGGGGCAGUACUUCAAUGGCAGUGAAGAAAGGCACGACGACCCUGGGAUUUGCAUACCAGGGAGGCAUCGUCAUUGCUGUGGACAGCAGAGCCUCAAUGGGAACGUUUAUAAGCAGUCAGACGGUUUGCAAGGUGUUGGAGAUUUCUGACGUUAUUUUGGGAACAAUGGCUGGAGGAGCGGCGGACUGCAGCUACUGGGAGAGAUACCUUUCCAAGCUGUGCAGACUCUUUGAACUAAGAAAUCAGGAGAAGAUACCCGUCGCAGCGGCUUCCAACUUGCUAGCAAACAUUUUCUAUUCAUGGAGAGGCUACGGCCUUUGCUGCGGCACCAUGAUUGCGGGGUGGAAUGCAACAAAAGACGAACCCGAAUUGUAUUUCGUCGAUGACAAGGCCACGCGCCUUAAGGGAAAUCUUUUCUCCUGUGGCAGUGGUAGCACCUUCGCGUACGGUGUGCUCGACAACACCUACAGAUGGGGCAUGACGGAGGAGGAGGCCGUUGAGCUAGGACGCCGUGCAAUUUACCACGCAACUCACAGAGACGGUGGCUCGGGGGGUGUAUGCAGAGUCUAUCACUGCCAUCGCGGCGGAUGGAAGCGCGUGGUGGCUGCUGCGGACGUCAGCGCGUUGCACUACGCCUAUGCAGCAGAAAAGGGUGCGUGUACACCCCGUGCCUCUUCCCUUCGCCUGCGAACUGUAUAUGCUAUCUGA
Cyclospora cayetanensis is the source of this 732-nucleotide messenger RNA. Its product is annotated as proteasome subunit beta type-5. Gene Ontology annotation, cellular component: proteasome core complex. NCBI's taxonomy places the organism in Eukaryota, Apicomplexa, Conoidasida, Eucoccidiorida, Eimeriidae. Bases 1 to 732 code for a protein of 243 amino acids. The transcript is spliced from 8 exons. Gene Ontology annotation, molecular function: threonine-type endopeptidase activity. The record is from RefSeq and is a predicted model, not a curated record.